This is a messenger RNA of Pocillopora damicornis (cauliflower coral), 871 nucleotides long. RefSeq lists its product as uncharacterized. Lineage: Eukaryota; Metazoa; Cnidaria; Anthozoa; Scleractinia; Pocilloporidae. The record is from RefSeq and is a predicted model, not a curated record.
UUGUACUUGUGACGAGGUGUGACGAACACGACGAGGCCCACUGUCGCUGCUUGGAAAGUUUCGCUGUUGUAAAGGUGCUUAAUUGAAAAUUUUCAGCAAUGAACGGUGAUCUUGUCGAAGAAGGAAAGGCGAAGGCAGCAGGAAUAAUUUCCGUUCUGGUUGGAAUAUCAGCGUUUAUUCAGCUAAUAUGUGGAUUUAUCUACUUGAGCAAGGGUGGACCCGAAGGUUCUGGUCUGUGGUCUGGAAUCGGGCUUGCCGUUAUUUGUGGUCUCGGAAUUCUCGUUUGGUUGAGGAAAAAUAAAACAGCGAUGGUGUUUUUCUUGGUGAUGAACAUCCUGUGGUUUAUUGUGUGCCUUGUCCAGAUCAUUAUCGCCUUCAUCGCCUGGGUGAUCUGGCACUUCAUAAGGAAGGUGGUUGAGACGAACUGCUAUCAAAGUGGAAGCACAUGCCAUUGUCAAACCGAAAAGGAUGAGCCAUGGCCAGUGCACAACUGCGAUGACAUCAGAGUCAUCGAGAGCUGCUUCCUAGCAAUUCUGAUUAUGAGUGCCUUUUCUGCCAUCCUGACCCUGUCUGGUUCAAUCAUUGGUUGCAUGGGAACCUGCUGUGCCAGGCCAGCUCAGCCCAACGUGGUAGUGAUGCAGCAACCUACUGGGUAUCCCAUGGUGAUACAGCAAACCACAGCUCAGGGCUAUCCUGCUCAGCAGCCAUACCCAGGCCAACAACAGGUGAUGAUGCAGCCACCAGCCGGUGCCGGGGGUCCCCCACCUGACUAUGGGUUGCCACCAAAGCAAUAAACAUCAAGUGUUGAGUUCGCCUCCCAUUGCUGUUUUAGUUUAACUAUUUUUAUAUGAUAAUUUCUUCGAUUUACUGU